This is a messenger RNA of Podospora pseudopauciseta, 1164 nucleotides long. RefSeq lists its product as uncharacterized. The transcript is spliced from 4 exons. Gene Ontology annotation, cellular component: DNA ligase IV complex. Lineage: Eukaryota; Fungi; Ascomycota; Sordariomycetes; Sordariales; Podosporaceae. The record is from RefSeq and is a predicted model, not a curated record. Gene Ontology annotation, biological process: DNA recombination; nucleotide-excision repair, DNA gap filling; double-strand break repair via nonhomologous end joining. Gene Ontology annotation, molecular function: ATP binding; DNA binding; DNA ligase (ATP) activity. Bases 1 to 1164 code for a protein of 387 amino acids.
AUGAACGACAGUGCUAUCGGGGAUUCCCUACAAAUAGGCCAGCCCACAUGCCCUAUCACAAAGGGGUGCAUCUUGGAAGGGGAACUUGCCGUUUACAGUGGCAAGGAACAUAGAAUUCUCAACUUUCACAAGAUCAGAAAGCACAUUUUCAGAUCUGGGACCUUCAUUGGAACUGCACACCAUUCACAGACACAUUCCUGGGAACACCUCAUGAUUGUCUACUAUGACCUCAAGGAAAUCAUUACGAUGAUCCCAAGCCACUCGGCCCUGGUCAAACAGAUUCUUAUCGACUGUGACAGGCGGACAGCCAAAUCGGACCUGCGCCGUGCUUUUGCCGAGUGUAUCACGGCCAAGGGAGAGGGGCUUGUCCUCAAGUCAGAUGGCCCCUACUUCGACUUUGACAGCAUGCGAAGACCCUAUAGAUGCUGUGCCAUCAAGCUAAAGAAGGAAUACAUCGGCAACUUUGGAGACAUUGGGGCCUUUGCAAUAGUUGGUGCCCGGUAUGACGCUGCAAAAGCCAGAACUACAACAUUCCUCACCUCAAGUGGGCACACUUCUGUGUGGGUUGCUUGGAAAAACAGGGAGGAGGUUGGACGGUUUGGCAAAAAGCCAAAGUUUGUGGUGACCAACGUGGUUGAACUCGAUACAACACAACUGGCCACGAUGGUGGCUUAUGCCAACCCGGAAUGCGUAUCGGUGGACGACAACUGUCCGAUUGACUUGCGGACCGAGCCAGGCAUCGAUGAGGGGCGACGACCGGUUUUUAUUUUCCCCACGCUACCCGUCGUGGACCUCCGCUGUUUUUCUUUUGACAAAGAGGGGAACACUGGUUUCUGGAGCCCAAGGUUUCCUGUCGCCACCAAAGUACACUGGGACAGAACCUUCCACGACACAAUCUCUUUUCAACAGCUGCAAGAAUUAGCAGAAGAGGCCAGGAACAUGACAACCCCUGAGGGCACUCAAGAGAUUCUCACUUGGAUCGCCAAUCUUCAAGGAAUCGAGUCUUCGAGCCAGUCCACCGCAACCAACUCUCAGCGGUCCUUGGUAUCGUCUCGGAACACCAUGUCCCCAGGCCCCCGGGGUGAUGUCUCGCCUCGAGUUGGCCGCCGCGUCCCAAUCGGCGCUGCCACUUUGAGCGCCCCCUUGUCUUUGUCAGCCUCAUAG